AAAGGAAUGUAUUUCGUUCUUAUUGUGCUGUGUAAUGUGUUUGUUAUUCGUGCUGGCGAUUCUUUUUGUAUUUUAUCUAGCAUAUCGUGACGAUGGAUUUGGCCCUGGCAAACAAGCCUGGGGAUACAGCGAGGUACGGCCAGGUGCGUUUAUUUUUUGGUGGCUUUACUACGCUCAUUCCGUUGUUGAUGACGAUCCAGCCAACAUCGUUGAAAAGCCGCUAAUAAUCUGGCUGCAGGGAGGACCCGGUGGUUCGUCGACCGGGUAUGGGAACUUUGAGGAAAUUGGACCCCUGGAUCGGACGCUACACGAGCGGUCUCACACUUGGGUGAACGACUAUCAUGUCCUAUUUGUCGACAGUCCGGUGGGGAGUGGAUUCAGCUACACCGAAGAUCCGUCGCUGCUGGCAAGAAACAGCUCCACCGUCGUGAGCGAUCUGAUGGCUUUCCUGAAGGAUUUCUACCGCACCAUCGAGCGCGCGACUUCGAUCGAUUGGGAAGCGACCGUGCCGCUGUAUAUCGCGUCCGAAAGCUACGGUGGCCGGACGGCGGUAGAGUUUGCGUACGCGCUGGACCAAGCUGGCCGCACCGGCACGGUACGGUGCCGUUUGCGGGGGGUUUUUCUUGGGAAUGCAUGGCUCUCGCCGCUGGACAGCAUCGGCGCUUGGCCGGACUAUCUGCACCGUAUGGGUUACCUGGGCGAACGGGGCCGUAAGCGGGUCGAACGGCGUGUGGCGGCAGUGCGUGAAAAAGUGGAACAACAACAGCUAGGCAAGGCGAUGGACGGAUGGCAUACGCUGCAGGAUGUCAUCCUGGAGGAAACGGGCGGGCUCAAUUGCUACCACAUCCUUAAGCCGAGCGGAAAGGAAAAGUUCCGGAAGGACGAAAACAGUGAUGAAGUGCUCGAGUACGGAGAAACGGAAUGGUGGAAAUCACCUGAUGCGACCAGGCGCUUGAGUAGCUUAGAGGCGUUAAUGCAGGGGCCCGUCCCACAGAAGCUUGGGCUCGCGAAUCGACCACCCUGGGGAGCCCAGCAGAAUGCCGUUUUCGAUGCACUCAGUGAAGACUUCCUCCGUUCAAGCGUCGGAACUGUUGAACGCCUGCUAAACGAAACCACCAUCGACCUGAUACUCUACAAUGGACAUCUUGAUUUGAUCACUUGCCUGCCCGGGACGUUGGCGUGGAUCCGGCGAAUAUUCGGCCAGCAGGAGAAACCAUUUCACGCAACCAGAGAACCGUUUUCCGACGAUGGCAUAGAUUCCGUUGUCGAAGGAUACCGGAGUGCGUUCGGGCCAAGAUUUACUCUGUACACUGUGCUCCGUGCCGGUCACAUGGUGCCGGCCGAUAAUCCAACCGCAAUGGCACACAUCCUGCGAGCGCACAUUGCACCGACUUGAGUGAGGAGGAGUUUCGGGUGAACCAAGAAAGCGGGAACACCAGGGGUCGAUCUACUUAAAUCUUUUCCAAAGUGGUGCAAAGCUUGAACGUAUACUUUUAUUAGAGAACUCUUAUGAACAAUCGUUAGAAAUAGAGAAACGUAGAAACGAAACACAUUUCCGCCAUUCUUUAUCCUAGCACUAUUUUCCGCAGCUGGCCCCCAAUCUGAUCGAGGGUCGCUUUAUCGAUCCGCUUCAGGCCCAGCGUGAUGACAAUUUCCUCGCUCUGCCCGAUAAAGUUCAUCAGAUAG
Anopheles coustani is the source of this 1686-nucleotide messenger RNA. RefSeq names its product retinoid-inducible serine carboxypeptidase-like. Gene Ontology annotation, biological process: proteolysis. The record is from RefSeq and is a predicted model, not a curated record. The transcript is spliced from 4 exons. Lineage: Eukaryota; Metazoa; Arthropoda; Insecta; Diptera; Culicidae. Bases 35 to 1396 code for a protein of 453 amino acids. Gene Ontology annotation, molecular function: serine-type carboxypeptidase activity.